CAAAAGUCGACCCGCACUAACCUUUUGCGCCUGCCUGACCCUACCAACUCCAUCUUUCCCCAAAGCCAGCAAUCUGACUCAUUACGCAUCAUCUUCCUCAUAACCGACUAGAAAAGGACUAAAGUCUUGCUGCCUUCUGAUAGAAGCCUGAUUCAACUCCUCCGCAAACAUUUCACGACUAUUCACAAGAUCAUUCAAAGCGAUGGCACGAGGUGGUCGAGGCGGCGGUAAUCGCAACCCGGCGAAUCAAUCGAGAGACGUGCAAGUGUCAAGGAAGAUUAGUUGGUUAUUACGACAUGGUGCUAGUCAAGAGGGGUUGAAGCUGGGAAAGGGCGGGUAUGUCAAUGUGCAGGAGGCACUCAACACCAAAACCCUCAAGGGCUUAAAAGUCACAUUCCCUGAACUCCGGGACAUAGUCGCCAACAAUGACAAACAGCGCUACUCCAUGAUAUUAGCAUCCUCACUCGAUCAAGAGUCAUCUGACAGCACAGCACCGCAACAGGAGCAACCCGCACCAGACGCACUUGAAAGUAUACCAGAAUCCGACAACCCAGCCGACUACCUCAUCCGCGCCAACCAGGGCCACUCCAUCAAAGUCGAUUCCGAAGGCCUCCUCACCCCCAUCACCCAAGAAGCUGGAAAUGUUCCCGAAACCGUUGUUCACGGCACCAACGAGAAGGCCUGGAACCUCAUCCUCAAAGGCGGUGGUAUGCGGCGCAUGGGACGCAACCACAUGCAUUUCGCAUCCGGACUCCCCGCUGGAUUCAAAGUCCUCGACGCUUCUGCUGACUCCACUACCGAAGAAAAGGAAGCCGCACCCGUCAUCUCAGGCAUGCGCACAAAUUCUACAAUUCUCAUAUAUAUCGACAUCAACGCUGCGCUUGCUGCUGGUAUCAAGUUCUUCCUUUCUGAGAACGGGGUUAUACUUACUGAGGGUAACGAGCAAGGAUUACUUUCGUAUGAGUUCUUCAAGAGGGUUGAGAGUAGGAAGAAGGAUGGUGGCGUGUUGAUGAGCGGGGGGAAGUUGCCCGAGGGUGUGGUUGUGGAUGUUGAGGGGUGGGAGAAGGAGGUUGAGGAUGGGCAGAGGGGGAAAAAGGGUGGGCGGGGUGGUAGAAGAGGAGGCAGAGGUGGUGGACGGAGUGGUGGUAGUGGUGGGAAGGAGAUGGCAGUAGAUGACGCUGGAGAUGCGGCUGCUGAUGCUUGAGUGUGAUCAAGAUUGCGAGGGAGUCGAAGAGAGGUAUCUGUGCUAAGAGCGAUUAAUGAUCAAACGACAGAUCAGAAACUGGUUGUCGUAGGUGCUGGGUAUGGCAAGCCAUGUAUUACUUACCCAUUCUAAUUCGGGCCGCAGAGUCGCUAUCGGCAGCAUAUUAUUGUAGUAGCCAGGCAGACAUUUCACUCGAAAAAUAGUACCACAAAGUUGAAUCUUGAA
Molecule: messenger RNA, 1429 nt
Organism: Alternaria rosae
Lineage: Eukaryota; Fungi; Ascomycota; Dothideomycetes; Pleosporales; Pleosporaceae
Product: KptA family-domain-containing protein
Exons: 2
Coding region: 203-1204 (333 amino acids)
Biological process (GO): tRNA splicing, via endonucleolytic cleavage and ligation
Molecular function (GO): tRNA 2'-phosphotransferase activity
Source: RefSeq, a predicted model, not a curated record